Messenger RNA from Bombina bombina (fire-bellied toad), 2924 nucleotides. RefSeq names its product LY6/PLAUR domain containing 6B (gene LYPD6B). Gene Ontology annotation, molecular function: acetylcholine receptor regulator activity. The transcript is spliced from 5 exons. The record is from RefSeq and is a predicted model, not a curated record. NCBI's taxonomy places the organism in Eukaryota, Metazoa, Chordata, Amphibia, Anura, Bombinatoridae. The coding region runs from base 416 to 925 and encodes 169 amino acids.
GAAAGUGCACGAUCAAUAUUUAAAUCUUUAGACAUGUGCAGCCUUGCAGUGUGAAAAGUCCCAUGCGAGAAUACAUUCAAUAAGGGGGCAACUCACCAGGAACAUUCACCCCUGUUCUGGGGCUGACACGCUCCGACGCCAAUCUAUCCGCCCGGGACGAGACCUAAUGGUGUAGACCACUUGCCUCAACUUGUCCCCGCUGCUCGUUGGCGUCCGUGUCCUCAAACCGUUCCUUACGGAAUUCCUCCGCCACAGGUGCCGGAUCUAUCCGGCGUUACGUUGCCAGGUAUCCUCCAAUAGGGGCCAAGGAUCACACAGCCCAGAAUGCAGCACAAGCCGAAAUCCGAAAUCAAACAGUCACAAUACAGGUGUGGUACUUGGGUAACUGAUCGAAAUAAGAAGAACUUGUUUCAGCAUGCUGACCUCUCAUUUCUUAAUAUUAUGCUACUUCCACCUACUUGUUUUGUUGAAGCAUAAAACGUGGGCGAAAAACAUAAACUUCCACAACGUGAGACCCCCUUUAGACCCCACACCAUUCCCAAACAGUUUCAAAUGUUUUACUUGUGAAACAGCUAUUGAUAACUAUAACUGCAACCGAUGGGCAGAAGACAAAUGGUGUCCUCAAAACACACAUUUUUGUAAAACUGUGCACCACUUUACAAGCCUUGGAAGGAGUAAGUUUGUCACCAAGAAAUGUGCCACUAAAGAGGAAUGUCGCUCUGUGGGGUGUCACCAUCAUAAGGAUUAUGGGCAUACAGAGUGUAUUUCUUGCUGCGACGGGAUGAUAUGCAACGUGGAUGUUCCAACAAAUCACACGAAUGCUGUUUUUAAUGUGAUGAGAUCUCACAGGACUUCAGGCGCCUCUAGAACUGCAGCUCACAUCUAUGUGGUUACAACAGUCAUUUUACUUCUCAUUGUACCCUAACAGCACCACUCAUGGUCAGAUGUGCGCACUUGAGAAACUACAAAUUACUUUGUUUUCAAGUGGCAAUGGAAGUGGAAUUCACUUGAAACAUACUUAUAAACAAUGCAAUACUUUGGGGACAUCACUGGCAAACAGCCGCUUACAAAGGAUAUUGCUGUCGGUGCUUACCAUGAAAAUAGAUUUUGGGGAUGAAGCUAAGUGUUUGUGACGGACAUUUAAGUAGUGACUUCAGUUGUAUCACUGUAGCGUCAGUUUGUAUUUUAUUUAUUAUUAUUACUUGAAAUUGGAAGUAUAGUCUCUGAAAAUGAAUGAACAGUUCAAUAACAUUGUAAGAGAGCAGCAGAAAAACGUCAAAACCAGUUUUCUUAGUUUGUCUUGCAGCUGCCUUACUUUAGAUUGGCAGUAGACUUGGUAAUGUAAUACCAAAUGACACUGGAAUGUACACUUAUUGUAUUAGUGAGUGCCACUGAGCGGGGCAUAAAAUGUAUUUAAGAAAUGUGUUAAACUUACAUAUGUAUUCUUGAUGUGCCUUAUUUCUAGGAAUCAAAGCUUGUGUAAAAAAAUGAUCGAAAUACUCCUAUAUCCUUAGCUCACGUUAGUUUUGUCUGUUAAUCAUAAAAUAUACUCAAUCAAUUAAAAUUAUUUUUUUUCUCUAAAUGAAUCAAUUCAACAUAUUAUAAACAAAUGUAAUUUUCGAAUUGCACAAUAGUCGUUAAAGACGAGAAGCAUCAAAAGUUAGUUCCAAACGCCAAACCCAUUCUGAUUUAUAAAGUAACUAAUAUACAUCCACAGUGUAUCACAAAGCACAACUUGAUAGUGUAAAACUGCUCUCUAUUCAAAUAAUUAUUUAAAGUAGCAUUAAACACUAAAUAAUAAUUAGACAGGAUGAUGUAUUCAAAGCAAGAGAUUAGAUUAGAAUCAUUUUCAUUUGUAUUUUUUAAACUAUAUUAGUUGUUUAUAUAUUGAAUUAAGUGUAAAGUUUUAGUGUCCUUAAGGCAAUGGAUACCACCAUGUUGUAACCCAGGUUUCCUUCUCUGCUGAGACCAAUAAGGGACAGUAAUAAAUGUGCCACUAGAGUGUGCAACCAAUGACUUUAAGGAGUGUUAAGUCUGGAGUCUGCACUUCCAGGAAUAGGAAGCCUACAGUGUGCAGAAUUACAUUGCAGAAAAUGGGGACAAACUAAAUAUACAUUUUUUAAAUAAUUUAUAUUAAACAUCUUACAUUUUAAUCUCAAAAUGUUUAAUGUCCCUUUAACCUAUUUCCUAGGAUAAAAAAGUUGCAUUAUUUGGAUGCUGCUUCUUUAAAACCGCACUGAACGCUCUCGUAUUCUAAUCUGUCUAACCAUCAGACAGUUUUAAGAGUGCUUAAAUAAUUGUCAAUCUUAUAGAUUGAUAUUCGUGUAGGUACUUUUUCAUUUGUGUAUUUUUUAUGUACUAAUUGUUUUGCUGGAUUGCAGAUGUUUUCUAUGCAAAAAUUUAAAGGGACACUGAACCCAAUUUUUUUCUUUUGUGAUUCAGAUAUACAUUUUAAGCAACUUUCUAAUUUACUCCUAUUAUGAAAUUUUCUUCAUUUUCUUGGCAUCUUUAGUUGAAAUGCAAGAAUUUAAGUUUAGAUGCCUGCCCAUUUUUGGUGAACAACCUGGGUUGUUCUUGCUGAUUGGUGGAUAAAUUCAUCCACCAAUAAAAAAUUGCUGUCCAGAGUUCUGAACCCAAAAAAAAGCCUAGAUGCCUUCUUUUUCAAAUAAAGAUAGCAAGAGAACGAAGAACAAUUGAUAAUAGGAGUAAAUUAGAAAGUUGCUUAAAAUUGCAUGCUCUGUCUGAAUCAAGAAAGAAAAACUUUGGGUUCAGUGUCCCUUUAAGUUUAUUAAUUGUACAAUUUAUCUUAGCCUUGGCAAAAAUAAAUCUACUUUUUAUUAGAUUGUUCAAGUAGGUUUUGUAUGUAUGUUUUAAUUUUUGUUACACUUUUGUAAACUAUUUAUAAUAAAUUCUUAUUAGUCAAA